AUGGUUGCCAUUAAUCAACAGCGAUUCAUACUGUUAGCAGUUUUCUGUAUAUUAGUAACUGUCUAUAUAUCAUAUGAACUGCUAAAUUGGACUUAUUAUACAAAUUAUGAUUAUUUUGAUAUCAAUUCUCUGAAACCUAAUGAUUAUAAUAACUUUAAAAGAAAUUAUAUUCACACCAAACGUGAAUUAGAAUUGACUAAAAACAUUAUAUUAGAGCCCAAACAUCGCCAAUGCUUUUACAAUCACCCAAUUGUUAUAUUUAUUCAUUCAAGUGGACAGUCGACUGGAAAAUAUUAUGAAAAACGUCAAGUGUUACGAAAAACAUGGGUAUCGGAUGUCAAAAGAUAUAAUAUUAGUGUCUAUUUUGUUAUUGCAUUGAAUACUAACGACACCGUAAAUAGAGAUUUAAUGAAGGAAUCGCAAGAAUAUUCUGAUAUAAUUCAGUUUCCAUUUCACGAAAGCUAUUAUAAUCUAACGCUAAAAGCUAUUGCAAUACUUCGAUGGAUUUGCAAGAAUUGUCCAAAACAUCAGCUAAUUCUUAAGGUUGACGACGAUGUAGUCGUUAAUAUUGAAAUAUUAUUGCAAAAUCUGAACAAAUUUGAUAAAACAGCAAUUUAUGGUUCAGUUUUAAGACAUAUUGGUCCUCAAAGAAAUAUUGGUCACAAAUGGUUUAUUUCACAAUCAGUUUAUCCAUCAAAUCAAUUGCCAUCAUAUAUGAAUGGGCCGGCAUAUAUCAUGACAUACAGUGCUGUUAUUAGUUUGUUGCAUACCAUUGAUCAAUAUAAUGAUCACAUACUGGAUAUCGAUGACUUGUUCAUCACCGGAGUUAUUGCCGAGAAAACUGGUAUUAGUAGAUAUGACACAACACUUAUACAAUCAGAUGGUUGUCUACAUGUCUGUGAUCUGUACUCUACAGCCAUUAUCUAUCCGUGUAUUACAUCUCAAAAAAUGACUUUUCUCUGGAAUUUUUUCAAAAACAAUUCAGUCUUUUUAUUAUAG
This is a messenger RNA of Oppia nitens, 999 nucleotides long. Its product is annotated as beta-1,3-galactosyltransferase 1-like. The transcript is spliced from 2 exons. Gene Ontology annotation, molecular function: hexosyltransferase activity. The record is from RefSeq and is a predicted model, not a curated record. Gene Ontology annotation, cellular component: membrane. NCBI's taxonomy places the organism in Eukaryota, Metazoa, Arthropoda, Arachnida, Sarcoptiformes, Oppiidae. Bases 1 to 999 code for a protein of 332 amino acids.